This is a messenger RNA of Bursaphelenchus xylophilus (pine wood nematode), 1099 nucleotides long. Lineage: Eukaryota; Metazoa; Nematoda; Chromadorea; Rhabditida; Aphelenchoididae. The record is from the annotation of a GenBank genome assembly.
AUGAAACUGAUUCAUGCCUUUUUCCGAAUCGGCCGUCUGCUGGAUAGCCCUUUUUUCGAAGCACACGUGAAGAUGAACAUUGGGCCUGCUUUGUUUCCACUAAUUUUUUGUUUAUUUCCGCUUGUUCAAGGGCAAGAUGAAAUAUCAAGGUAAGAAAUUUCAAAUUUGAAAAAUUUACGAGCCUUGGAGUAUUUCCCCCUUAAGCAUAACAUAUUUUACUAUUAACUUACAAACAACCUUAAUAUGCAAAGCAAAUUAUUAUUUCUACUGAAAUCAACAUUUUCAGACUCAACGAUGUUUUGAAGGAAUUUGAAAUGGAAUGUAAGUGGAAAACACACUGCUAGAGCAUAGAAAUUAAGAGUCAAAAAUGUAGUUGACAUGACGAUGUUUUUAGAUCUUGACCAAUGGGAGUUCCUCAACCACUCGCUGAAUUUCUGUCGGAGGAACACCCAGAAAAGCAACACCCCAUUAAAUGAUCUGGAAGAAGGAAAGAUCAGCUUUUGCGAGUGAGUCUCAAAAAAUGUCAUUUCCUUUGAGUAUCUCCUUAUACCAGUUUGUCGGGAAAAUAAUGUGGAUUCGUAUACUAAUUAAGCCUUCUCUAUGCAGUUCUCUGCCAUGCGUAAAACGGCAAACCGAGGCGCCCAAAGGCAUCGGUGAUCCGAAAAGGCGUAGAGCCGCCAUGCAGCAAGCAUUUUCCAGCCAAAAUAAAACUGUUUGACGUUUCAGCUAUAUGGACGUCCAACGGAACCAAACUUGUAAAAAUCUUCAAGUUGAGAGUUGUAGACGUUUUAGUCGAAAACUUUUACUCGAUUACGCAUUUCAAUAUCUGGAAGCAAUGAAUACGAGCUCCUAUGCCCUCACAGACAUCUGUCUCACGGGGGAAAACUCGAUAAAUCCACAACUUUUUGACGAGCUUGACAAGUUGGUUAUUGGUGACAUUCCGUUAAGUCUCUAUGUAAACGACACUCAAACCUUUGAAAAAGAUGUUAUCGUUAUCCCAUCAAAGGAAGUCCAUCUCUUGGCCAGACCUGAUGCGUUUUGCAGAAACUUUAAUGUGAACGUUCAACUUGAGGAUAUUCGAAAUAAUGAGAUUGAAUAA